This is a messenger RNA of Diaporthe batatas, 2403 nucleotides long. RefSeq lists its product as uncharacterized. The coding region runs from base 639 to 2147 and encodes 502 amino acids. Lineage: Eukaryota; Fungi; Ascomycota; Sordariomycetes; Diaporthales; Diaporthaceae. The record is from RefSeq and is a predicted model, not a curated record. Gene Ontology annotation, molecular function: FAD binding. The transcript is spliced from 6 exons.
GAAAAUUCGCACGUACAGCGCCGGCACUUGUCGUAUUUUCAACACUGUUAUCGGCAUUGAAUGUUUCCCAAGGGUUCUUUUUCUUCAAUCGCUGGGUCUUUGAGAGUUCAUCACGUCAUGAAGGCGCCCUGUAUGGCUUUGGACGCACACAGAAUAGAACCUCGGAAGCGAAACCAGGUACAGCACCGGCUACCGCGCAGUCAGUCAUUCUAUGCGAGGGAUGCGCUCAAGCGAUAUCAUGCAUUCGGCCGUGAACGGGCCUCGAAAAGCGGAUCUAUGUGCUGUCAAAUCUUUUUUCGGGGGCUCACCUUCCAUUGCACCCACUGAUCUGGCGACAUUUCCUCUUUCCCAACCAGUUCAUCCGCCUCGCUUACGGUAGCCCAUGCUCGAGGGGACCCACAAUGCAGCAUAGGCGCCGGCUCUUACCCAUGUACCGAAGACAGUUUCCUAAUGGAAAUUCCAAAUGAUAAAAGACCAAGGCUGCUUGCAGUUUACCUGCCUAGGUAGGUACCUACUUAAGUAGGUAUGUAGCUGACCCGAACCUUUCAUCUCCUUCGGUCACUCCUCAGCUUAAAUUUUGGUCCGCUUGAGGUUUUUGUUUCAAUCUAGGGGUUUUACCUGCAGUCGCGUUGUUCACUAUGCGCUCUGCGCUUUCCACACUCGCUUCUCUGGGCGCUUGGUCGCUAUUGACGACCCCCCAAUCAGCUCAAGCUGAGUCGACGACAUGCGAUGGGCUAAGUACGUCGUCUAACAUUGACAUCUUUCGUUCGCCAGCCGUGGAAUACACCCGUGUUUCCAAUGACUACUGGUCGACGGGAUGUGCUGCACUCAAGCCAGCAUGCAUCUUAGAGCCAACGUCCGCGGGCCAACUUUCUCACAUUAUGCAGACACUGGUCGCCAACAACGAGUCUUUCGCAGUGAAGUCCGGGGGGCACAACCCAAACAAAUACUUCGCUAGCAUUUCGGGGGGCCCUUUGAUCUCCACAUCACAAUUGAACGAAGUGGUAUAUGAUGCCGCCAGCAGUACCGUCAGAGUCGGCCCAGGCAAUAAGUGGGAUGACGUCCACAAAGUGCUUGACCCACUCGGUGUGACAGUUGUUGGAGGAAGGAUCGGAAACGUUGGAGUUGGAGGAUAUGUACUUGGGGCUGGCCUCAGUUUUCUGUCCACUCAAUACGGCUGGGCUGCCAACAACCUAGUUGCUGCUGAGAUGGUUCUCCCCAACGGCACAAUCAUUACUGCAUCAAACUCAUCGAAUCCCGCAAUUUUUCAGGGUCUCAAGGGAGGAGGUAGCAAUUUCGGGAUAGUGACGACCUACGUCCUGAAGACUUACCCAAUUGGACAAAUCUGGGGAGGCAACCUCGUGUUUCUCGGCGCGCAGAAGACGGAUGGGAUCCUCUCGGCGGUGCGGAACUUCACGGAAAACUACGACGACCCCAAGGCAGCCAUCAUUGCGACGAGUGAGCUCACACUCGGGAAAUCCACAGACCUCUGGAUCCUGUUCCUCUUCUACGAUGGUCUCGAGCCCCCGGCAGGCAUUUUUGACGAGUUCCUUGCGCUCAAGCCAGACAUCAAUUCCUGCAAGACCAGAUCUUACAGCGACCUGCUCACGUCAAACAACGCCUUCGUCCUCAAGGGAAGUGUCUACACGAUUGGCACAGAGACAACUCCUUUGCCUCCAGCAGAUCGACCAGAUAUCAUGCGUUCGUAUUACGACCAUUGGCACAAUACUUCAGCCACACGAUCCGGUGUUUUCGGACUGAUUUCCUCAUUGGCACUGCAGCCUCUGCCAAAGUCGCUUGCCACAAUAGCCAGACAAAACGGCGGAGAUUUGCUGGAUUUUGACGAUGACGUUGAUAGGCUCAUCUUUGAGUUAGAUUACUCAUAUGUAUUUGAAGAUCUCGACUCUGACAAAGUCGAUGGUGCCAUGGUGGAAGCUUAUUCAGGCCUGGGGAGCCUUGUUAGCGAUUACGUUGCGGACGGGUCGCUUCCAGAUGUGUAUUUGCCUCUUUUCAUGAAUGAUUGCUACUUCCGGCAGGAUUAUUGGGGAAGACUGAAGACAGAACGCAGGGAGCUCGCAAAGAAUGCUCAAGCUCAAGCCGACCCCGCUGGUGUCAUGAAGACGCUGAGCCAAGGUUUCCAUCUGUAGAAUCAAAGGUACCUAACAUAGGUUCAAAUUUUGGCCUUCACAGUGUAUGGGCUAGCAUUGAGAUCAAAGAGCAGACUGGGGCUCAGCAUAUUGUCAAGUCUUUCAAACUGUCGCUUGGUAUCAGUUUGGCGGCGAAUCUUGCAAUGUCAACCUAUUAUCUUAGUCUUUGAAUUUGUGGAGACAAAGGACUGCUCCCUCAUUUGGUCUUAUUCCAUUUGAAUCUUUUACCUUUUAUAUCAUUUGCCUGGCGACUCAC